AGGUUUUCUUUUCUUCUUCCAACCCAAAAUUAUUCUUCUUAUUUUGGUAUGAUCUUUGUUGGUUGCGUUUCGCGGGAGUGAAACUCGGGAAUCGUUGUUCGGUGGCAAUCUUAGUCAUUAUUUACAUUUGAUUAUCGCUCAAUCCAGGUUUUCCUUGCUUGAUCUAUCUUUUCUUUCUAAUAUUUGUUUCUAUUUUUAUUCUUUUUCUUGAUUCGUUCGCGAACCUUAGUUUCUGCUAGAUUAGUUUUGAGCGAUUAAAAAAACUUGAAAAAAAGAAGAGAAGAUAUUGAGAUUUUAGGAAUUUUGAUAUUGAUUUUUUGGGGGCGUGUAGAGAGCUCAGUUACGCCACCGCUUUUGUUUUUCUCCAUUUUGGGCUUUUAACUGAUUUUAGGUAUUUUUUAAACAAGAAAAUCUCUGUGAAAUUUUGGUGCGUUGUUUUAGUUUGUCGUCAAAAAUCGAGGGUUUUUCUUGUUAGUUUAGAUCCUCCGCUAAUCUAUCCCAUUUUUAUUUUAAUAUUUUCAUUUUCAAAAGGAAAAAAAAGAAGAAAAAAAAAGCGAGAGCGAGAAAACUAGUGAGGAAAUAUUUUAGGGUUUGCAUUUAAAGAAAGGUCUUCAGGGUGUUUGGUUAAAAUUAGAAAGAAAGAUUAGGGAAUUGGCUGUUUGUGAACAAUGGCUUUGAAUUUUUCCCAUCGAUCUAUCUUUCCUGCUAAUAUGAAUGAAGAUAAUCUGGUUUCUCCUAUGAGAAUCGCAAAUGGAUACCUGGUUGAAGGUAUCCCCGAGUGGAAUGGAGAUGGGUGUUCAAAACCUUGGUUUUCGAAUCGUCAGUUGGAAGAUUGCUUUGAUUAUGGAAGAGAUAGGAGUGGUGAUCGAUGUGGUUCUCAGGAGUCUUCUUCUGAUGACAUUGUUAAUCUUUUGCCGUCUGAUCCUUUUGGAAUGCACAUCUCCACUACUUUCACUGCAAUUACUGGUUGGCUUGAGGAUUUGGAAACUGAUUAUGGCUGCUGUGUGAGAGAUGAUGUGGGGACUGGUGAUGGGAAUUAUCAAUUGUUUGCCGGAUUAAACUUUAUUUGGAACAAUGCCAUGUGGUUCCAAACCUUCCCAGGAAGCAUGGGAUUUGAAUGUAAAGGUGGUAUAUGUGGUGGAUUUGGUGGGUGUCCUCAUGCAAAGGAAGGAGGGGACGUGUCUGGUAGUGCUACUCUUGGACCAGCAUGUAAUGCAGCGGGCGUUCUGCCUUUUGGGAAUGGAGAUAUGGUUUUGCUUGAUCAGGAAAAUGAAGAAUUUCAGGACUGUGAGGAUUUUUCUGACGGACAUGAAGGAGCUCCUCAUGAAGCUCUUAUUUUGGCCCUUGGUUAUCUUGGUGUGCGGGAUCUUUUCGUCAUUGAAAAUGUUUGUACAUCUCUGAGAUCUAUAGUUCAGAAUGAUCCUCUCUUAUGGAGGAGCAUUAACAUUGAUCCGCCACUAAAUGAGAAAAUUACCGAUGAUGUUCUUUUACAAAUAACUAGUAGAUGUCAAGGUAGCUUGCAAUGCUUGAGCCUGGUUGAUUGCCAAAGGAUUACCAAUGAAGGCCUAAAGCACGUGGUCAAAAAUAAUCCAAAACUAAUCAAGUUGAGUGUACCUGGAUGUACAAAACUAAGUGUCGAUGGUAUUCUGAAUAGCCUAAAGGCUUUGAAGUCUAUGGGCUCACAAGGUGUGAAGCAGCUGAGGAUUGGCAGUCUUUAUGGUGUGACACAAAUGCACUUGGAAGAACUGAAAUUCUUGUUGGGUGUGGACAACCAAAUUCAGCAGGUUGAGCUCAAGCCACAUUUUUAUAGCAGAAGAAAUGUGUAUCUCCCUUGUGAAGAGGAUCGUGCCAUUGAUAUUGAAAUGUGCCCAAGAUGCAAAAACAUGAGGCUUGUUUAUGAUUGUCCAGCAGAGGGUUGCCAGCAGAAAGGGCGUGCUGCUCAGUCAUGCAGGGCAUGCAUUAUUUGUGUGGCAAGGUGUGUUCAAUGUGGCAGGUGCUUUAAUGACAGUGAGUACGAGGAGAACUUCUGUCUGGAGUUGCUUUGUUCGGAUUGUUCAAGGUCACAACUCACUCUUCGUCAAACUGUUCAAGUCAGCCAGAAAGCAAUAGAUAAUGAUCUGUCUCCAUUUUUAUUGUUGCUUGUUUUUCUGCUCAAAGUUUCAGCCUAUUACUGGACUUGGCUGAGCCUUAGAUUCUCUGAGCUAAUGGGUUAGUGAUAUUUGGAGAAAAGAGGGAAGUGCACUUCCAUGUAUUGUCCAAGGGAAGCAUAUUCUGGUUUUGGUGGAUUUUUCUGGUUCGCACAUUUGUGAUUGCUUGUGGAUGAUCAUUGAUGAUGUCAAGAAUAAAGGUGGAAAGUGAGUUUGCCAAGGAAGCAGUUCAAGCAUUAACUUAUGCUUUCGAAAGUGGAAUCUGUUUACGAACCUUUUGCUCAGAACUGGGAAAUCGCGGUGGCCGUCGAAUAUGACGUCAUGAUCACUGACUUAUUUACUUAAUAAUCGGAAUUUCUGUUUAUGUUCCGUUCCAUGUGAUGAACUAUCAAAUGAUACAAUGGUACAUGUUUAUAUACAAUUUGCUCUCAUUAAACUUGUCUGGUUGUAUUGAUUA
This is a messenger RNA of Hibiscus syriacus, 2604 nucleotides long. Its product is annotated as F-box protein SKIP14-like. The record is from RefSeq and is a predicted model, not a curated record. NCBI's taxonomy places the organism in Eukaryota, Viridiplantae, Streptophyta, Magnoliopsida, Malvales, Malvaceae. Gene Ontology annotation, molecular function: protein binding. The coding region runs from base 669 to 2213 and encodes 514 amino acids. Gene Ontology annotation, cellular component: cytoplasm. The transcript is spliced from 3 exons.